This is a messenger RNA of Prionailurus viverrinus (fishing cat), 16662 nucleotides long. It is a transcript of the gene ZBTB37, whose product is annotated as zinc finger and BTB domain containing 37. Bases 177 to 1688 code for a protein of 503 amino acids. Gene Ontology annotation, biological process: regulation of transcription by RNA polymerase II. The record is from RefSeq and is a predicted model, not a curated record. Lineage: Eukaryota; Metazoa; Chordata; Mammalia; Carnivora; Felidae. The transcript has 4 exons. Gene Ontology annotation, molecular function: RNA polymerase II cis-regulatory region sequence-specific DNA binding; DNA-binding transcription factor activity, RNA polymerase II-specific; protein binding.
UGGGGAAUUGCCGGAAAGAGCAAACAAAAAAGGCGCUGGUGUAGGCUCCAAAAUAAACACAUCUGAAUUCAUGAUGGCAUCGACAGAGGCUCUUAUUGGAUUAAAAGUUUCAAAACAAACAAAAACGCUUUGGAAAAAGCAGGGUUGAAUGCCUGCCUACACCCUCAGGCACGACCAUGGAGAAAGGUGGGAACAUACAACUGGAGAUCCCUGACUUCAGCAACUCUGUCCUGAGCCAUCUAAACCAGCUGCGCAUGCAGGGCCGUCUCUGUGAUAUUGUGGUCAACGUGCAGGGACAGGCUUUUCGGGCUCACAAAGUGGUCCUGGCUGCCAGUUCACCCUAUUUCCGGGAUCACAUGUCCUUGAAUGAGAUGAGUACUGUCUCCAUUUCAGUCAUCAAGAACCCUACUGUUUUUGAGCAGCUCCUUUCUUUCUGUUAUACUGGGCGGAUAUGCCUGCAACUGGCAGAUAUCAUCAGCUACCUGACAGCUGCCAGUUUUCUGCAGAUGCAGCAUAUUAUAGACAAAUGUACACAGAUCCUGGAGGGGAUUCACUUCAAAAUUAAUGUGGCAGAGGUUGAAGCAGAAUUAAGUCAAACGAGGACAAAGCAUCCAGAAAGGCCUCCGGAGUCUCACAGGGUGACACCGAAUCUCAACCGUUCCCUUAGCCCACGACAUAAUACUGCAAAGGGAAACCGGCGAGGUCAGGUUAGUGCUGUGUUGGAUAUCAGGGAGCUCAGUCCUCCUGAGGAGUCCACCAGCCCUCAGAUAAUUGAACCGAGUUCUGAUGUAGAGAGCCGGGAGCCCAUUCUUCGAAUCAACCGAGCAGGACAGUGGUACGUGGAGACGGGAGUAGCAGACCGGGGGGCCCGGAGUGAUGAUGAAGUUAGAGUUCUUGGGGCAGUACACAUCAAAACGGAAAACCUGGAGGAGUGGCUUGGGACUGAGAAUCAGCCUUCCGGAGAAGACGGGAGUAGCGCCGAGGAAGUCACAGCCAUGGUGAUUGACACCACCGGCCAUGGUUCUGUGGGGCAGGAAAAUUACACUCUGGGAUCUUCAGGAGCCAAGGUGGCUCGGCCAACAAGCAGUGAAAUUGACAGAUUUAGCCCCUCCGGCAGUGUUGUUCCCUUGACGGAGAGACACAGAGCCAGAAGUGAGUCUCCUGGGAGAAUGGAUGAGCCUAAGCAGCCCAGCUCCCAGGUAGAAGAGUCCGCAAUGAUGGGAGUAAGUGGCUAUGUGGAGUAUCUCCGAGAGCAAGAAGUAUCUGAGCGGUGGUUCCGGUACAACCCCCGUCUCACCUGCAUCUACUGCGCCAAAUCUUUCAAUCAGAAGGGGAGCCUGGACCGCCACAUGCGCCUGCACAUGGGAAUCACGCCAUUCGUCUGCCGCAUGUGUGGCAAGAAGUACACCCGGAAGGAUCAGCUGGAGUAUCAUAUCCGCAAGCACACAGGCAACAAGCCCUUCCACUGUCACGUAUGUGGCAAAAGCUUCCCCUUCCAGGCCAUCUUGAAUCAGCACUUUCGCAAAAACCACCCUGGCUGUAUUCCCCUGGAGGGGCCUCACAGCAUCUCCCCUGAAACAACUGUCACAUCUCGAGGACAAGCUGAGGAAGAGUCACCUUCACAAGAGGAGACAGUUGCUCCUGGGGAAACUGCCCAGGGCUCUGUGUCCACCACUGGGCCAGAUUGAAACGUGGAGGGGGAGGGGGCAGACCCUCUUCCCCUUUGGGCCGUAAGCAGCCAGCAUGAGGGCCACGGGCUGGUACUUAGAUUCACAAAACGCCACAUCACUAGAUCGGAAGAUACUCCCAAGAUGUUGCCAAACUAGAGGAUCAGCAACAUACGCAGAAGCACGAGAGGCUCUUCCCCUCCUCCUUCCCACCUCAUACUUUGGGAAAUAAUCAAGUAAAUCAAUUUUCUAAUUCAGGGAUCAACAGCCUUGGUUUGUUAACUUUAUAAGAAAAAAAAAUUUUUUUAAAAACAGUGAUAAAUGGUCAUUUAUCUACCAGUCAUGUUUGAACACUGUACUUUGGUCCAUAUCAUCCUGGUGGCUGUAAUUGCCCAGAUCUAAAACACAGCAGGAGCCUUGGUCAUCUGAACCAGCCAGCCACAAGAGAGAAGGAAGUAAUCACGACGGUGACAAGAAGGAGGAAUUUCUCUUCUUUCUUCCCUGCCAGAACAUGCAGUUUCACAUUUCAAGGAAAAAAAAAAAAAAGAAUCCUGGUGGUUGUUACUGAUUUGAAAAGUUAGACCUUCUCUUUGCCCUGAUUAGGCAUCUGACACUUUGCCUGAUUGUUUCAUGUAAGCAGCCAUCUUGGAGCGGUGUUCUCGUGGGCAGCGUCACCUGAAGCUCUCUAGGCAACUGGAAGGGAAAUGAGCAACAAAGUGUUUGCAGUAGGUUCUGCUACAUUUGGGGGCUUGAGUUUCAUGUUGGGGAAGAGGGGCGCGGGGAAGGAAGUGAGGUUUUGUGCAAAUGUCCAAUGGCGCAGAGUACUGCAACUUCCUGAUUGGUGUUUGUAAACCAUAGUGCUUAAAUAUCUUUGGGUGUUAGGAAAUGGCUCUAGUCCAGAUGAAUUAAUGUGUUAGGCUGACUACCAAAGUUUCAUCCAGUCUCUCUGGCUCCUACCUUCACAGAACAGCAAUAUUCUACAUCAGAAAUGUCACUUUCUAGUGAAAUGAGCCUGGACUGUAUUUUUAAAUCUACAGGUCUCCAUAUUUGAUAACUUUUAUAUGAAGUUUUAAACACAUUUUUUCUGCAAUAUUGUGGUUGAGGAAAUCCAGCACUAUGGUUCUUAUUGCAACCACAAUUCCAUUUCCUUCUACGUAUGUAAUAGUUUAUAUUUUCAGGCCAAUAGAAGAACCUCACUAAAUCCAUGUCUCGCGUCUGCAAACCUAGUAAUUCAUAAACCAACCAUCAGCAAAUUUGCUGGUGACUCCAAGAGCUUUGCUUUUUAAUAAUACACUACAGGGCAUUUACCAGAAAACAUCAGGCACAAUCAUGUUGCAAUAAAUUGAUCAAGGGAUCAAUUUGAUCAGGUUUGGUUACUUAAUCAUUCCUAAGAUUUUUAAAACUUCAAGGGACCUUUUUGGUAAUUCUGGGGAUUUCUGAGAUUCUUCAUCCAGCACUGAGAGUCAGAAAAACUUUAGCAAACAUGUAGAGUUUUAGAUGCCCUGUCUUGCAUUCAGAGAAUGAAGGAGGAUUAUUAAGGGAUGCAGGCAAGUAGAUGCAAAUAGGAAAGAGAAAAAUAUAUAGCUUCUCAUAAUCAUUAAAUUGUUAAGAGUAUUGAAAUAUGCAGUGGUUUAAGAAAUUAUCUUGGUGUAGAGGCACAGAAUGAUUGUAAAAGAGAUUCGGGGAGGGGCUGGUCAUGCCUGCACUGGUGAGCCAUCUGUGAGAAUGUUAGUGCGUGCUCCCUUUCUGAGAAUGCUUUGUGGUAUGUGGAAAGGUGGGUGGAACGGAAUGGCGUUUCUCUGAUGAUAGGAAGUUAGAAUGCAAAGAGUAACUCACAAACAAUCUGAUAAUUGUAUAUACACAUAAAGCUGCACCAUAUUGCCAGAGAGCGGUUAUUUUCUCUUCUGGAAAAACGUAGCAAUGUGUCUUUUAAUAGGAAUGCUAUGAUGCUACCAUUUGAUGAGAGCCUUCCCUUAAAUGAUACGUUGAAGCUUUGUCCUUAGGAGAUGUAGACUAGAGCAUUCUCCUCUUUAGUUGGGCAACAGAAUAAUAGGGCCACCUUAGGGACCAGCUAUGCCCUGUGGGCAUAAAAGUGGAUUUGAAAUUAGACUAAAAUCUCUAGUGAAACAUUUUAGCUGGUAAUCACGCCUGUCCAUGAACAGUUUGCCAUUACUAAAUAGGCAGGAAGGUGAGAAGUACAGAAUAUGCUGCUGUAGAUGGAGCUUUUAAGCCUACCAAAAAAAUGUUAAGUCCAUCCUACUUUUGAGAAGUAGUAUGUUGGAAAGUUCUUUAUGCUUUGUUAGUUUCUUAGGUUUUCUGUGAGAAAAUGGAGCUUUUUAAACUAUGACCAAAUUGUAAAGGUGAACUGCAGUAAUGUUUGUAAAGAGAACGUUGGCAGCGUUUGUCAGUACUCCAUCCAGGAUUAGCAACAAGCAUUUUAAACGAAGUAGAGACUAUCUAGUAGAUGUGGAAAUGCUGGGAGUGUUUGUUGGGUUCCCUUCCGUUCUCAUCCACUUGUAAUAGAUGUUGCUGAAUUGAUACUGUGAAUAGAGUGCUACCUGGUCUUCUAGGACCACAUCAGCACAGUCGUGUUGGCUGGUCCUCACCUCCUCAUUGGCCUAGCCCGGAGCCAUGGAAUUCAUGAACAUUCAAGCCAGGCUAGCUUUUAAACGAAGUAAAGUUUCUGAAAGCAAUUUCCGUGUUAGCUAGAAAAGGUAUUAGCAUUCUACAUAACUGUCCAAGAUUCUUAUCCAGGUUCACUGUGACAUUGUCCUAGUUCUUAGUUAACAUCACUGUAGGGUCAUAGUAGUAGUAGUGUUCUAUCUGCAUUAAUGAAUAGCUGUAUUGGUGUGUGCACAGAGGAUACCUCUCUUAAGGAUGUACUAGAUGGACUGUAGCUAAUGCUGAAAACUCAUUACCAAAUCUUAACUUGCACGUGUCACCUUGUGAAGGGAACUGCAUUAGCAUUGAGAGCUAAAUCAUCAGUAAGUACUUUAAUGCCAUGAAAAUAGCAAACACUGGGACUGUUUCCAUUCAUUGAGUGGCACUUGAUAGCAAAGGAGCUACCCAAUAUUCUCAGCAGAAGAAGAGAGACGGCAGUGUCUUAAUCUGCCUUUGUUCUAAGAGGUACCUUUUAUUCUCUCUGAACUCGGAUACCAGGUUAAAUAUAGCAUUGGCAUGAACAGGAACACUGUGCUUAGGCAGAAAGGCUCUUUCUAAUGACUUGUUCUCUCUUUACUCAGAACCAUAUUUACCUCUGAACUGAGUUGAGUUUUAUUUUAUGUAAUUUGCCAACUACCCCCAAGCCAUCAUUGUACCAGACGGUUGAAUCGAAUCUUGAAUAAGUAAAAAUAAAUUCAUUCCUAAAUGAUAAGGUUGGAAGCGAAGGGAGAUAGCAGUUAAGGAAACUUUUCUGGUUAUUCUAUUUUUUGGUAUUUUUAGAUGUUUCCAGUUCCCUCUACAUCAGUAAAACAGGGUUUCCAAAGAUGUUAUGACAGUAGAAAUAAACUAUUAUCUUCCCAGCUCCAUAGCUGAAAUCUGGCCUUGGUUGGAAGUGGUCUGGUGGACCUUAAUAGCAUAAUAGUCUUUGGUCAAGAAAUAACUUCUAAAAAAAUUUAGUUGUUACUUGACACUAAUUUUGUUUCUUUUAACUGGUAAAAAUUCUAUUUUGUUUGACUAGAAGAUCUAAUUUUAAAAAAUUAAAACAACGGUUAAUGGAAAGGAAAUUAAACUGAACAGAGGCAACAGUCUUCUUAAUCAUAGUGGAAGGCAUUUAAUCAGAAAGGAGUUGGAAUCCUGGAAGUUUUUCUUUUUUCAGAUACAACAGACACGUUUGUUUGUUUGUUUGUUUGUUUGUUUGUUUGUUUGUUUUUUCUCUCUCAAAUGCCAUUCUCUUUAUCUACUUACUGGUUUAAGGCAUAAUCGAGAAGUUCUUAUUGAACUCAUUUUUGAAAACGGGGCUCUUAUGCCAUUUGGGAAAGAGUGCAAAAUAUUGAAGUAUUGUAGUUGUUGAGAUUUAGAAAAGGGACACCAAGCUAUUAAGUCAGGUAAAUCCCUGAGUUUGAGAGGAUGCCCCUUAGCAUAUUCCUAGCAUUUGUGAGUUAGAUCAGUAAACCGCAGCCUCCAGGGCCAAAUCCUGAGGCCAUCUGAUUGUAUAAAGUGAUACAGAAUACCUGUUCUUCACGUAUUGUUUAUGGCCACUUGCUACUGUAAUGACAAAGUUGGGUGCUUGUGGCAGAGACCACAUGGCCAGCAAAACCUGAAAAUUUACUAUUUGUCACUUAACAGAAAAGUUUGCUAACUCCAGAAUUUUGUCACUCCUGCCAUUUUGUCUUUGUAAUAGUUUGGUUGAGGUUUUAAAUUCUUGUUGCCAUAUAUGCAUCAGUUCCUUGAAAGAGCUUACCAUCUUUUCCUAGACCUUUUUCUCAGAACCCUGUUUGUGUUCUUCUUAAUGAUUCCCAUUGCUUUAAAAGCAUUUAGAAUAGCCUUAUGAUCUGUCCUUGCCUUAAAGGUGCAGGUAGAUCAAAGUUUAGGAUGGUAGUUACAGAUGUAACAAAGUAAUUUAAAAAUAUAAUUCCCAUGCAUAAUAAUGUAGGGUUAAAUGAGUACCAUGUUUACAUAAAAUACUGUAAAAAAAUUAAUGUUUUUAUAAGUAAGUUUUGCCAUUCCUCUGAGUUAACUUGAACUGGUUUGCAUAAUGAUGACAAGAAUGAAUUUAUUUCCACUAAUAUUAAAAAUUAACUUCUGUUAUGAAUAAGUGGUUUGAUUCUUACCCAAAAUACUGUCCUUCUAGAUUAGAAACCCCUACCCUUUCCCUGUCUACAAAUCUUCAUUUUGAUUUCCUCAAAUAAACUCACUCUGUUCCAUGUGGAGUAGUAAAAAGCCCAAUGUUCUUCCCUUCCUUUUCUUUUUCCCCCAAUGAAUGUUUUAAAACAAUGAAAUCUUUGAAGAUUUCAAAUUCCUCUUAGCCCUAUCUUCCGACGUCUGUUACUGUCUAUGAUGUUUCUAAAUAUAUACUGGGCUAUUAUUUAUUUGCUUUCCGAAUGUUCAUUCUUACUGUUCACAAAAAGCUUAUUUAUGCCAGAUGUGCAAAAAUGGAAAAUGUUAGGAUGAUUAUAAACAGAAUUCCUUGCAGGAGGAGAAUAUAAUUGUUCCCCAUAUGGACACCAUGCAUAGACUUCUGAGUUAAAUUUAUCUGAACAAAAUGUUCUAGGCUGGGCUGACACAAUGCAGUGAGUUUCACUUGUACUUUGUCGGCAACCCCACCCAUACAUACAGAGUUUGGGUGAGUGACCUAAGCUCCUGUAGGGCACCUCCUUCCUAGUCCUUCUUCAAGUUGUUUUUCCCCGUUUGAUAUUCAUAAGUUUUAUAUGAAAUGUUCUAUGAGUAGUAGAUAACCCUUACCUGUAAGGAUGUUUGCCUAGCUGAGAUCUGCCCUCGUCUUAGAGAUUUUGGAGUGUUGCUUUUCUGAUUAAUUUGCGAUUCUGAUCCUUCUGGCAUACAGAACAUUGGCCAUAGACAGCCCGAUGCGUCCUCUGCGUGCAGCUUUCUGUGAGGCCUGGGGAGUAGCUGCCAUUUCUGUAUGAAUGCGUUGCAGAACAAUUGAGUUUGCCCAGCACUAGCGAGAUCUUUGAUAAUUAUCAGUCUUCUGUUUUACCUUCUUUGCUUUCUAGAGUCUGUUUCUGUUUUCAAUCCUCUCAUUUUUAAGUAGUGCUUUUCCCAGAGCCAGUCUUUUUAUUUUGCAGUAAGGAGGUUUUCUUGCUCAGGACAAGCCAAAGUUGGAUAGGUACUAUGAGUACUUUAAGACACCUGACUCAGUUACAUUCCAAAGGGUAUAAUUAUUGAUAACAACUGUGAUAUCAAAACCUGGAAAACAUUUGUACAGACUAUCCAGUUUUGUUGUAUAGGCAGCCUACCUUUUCCCUCAACUGCAAGGAACAGCAAUGACUUAGAAGGCAAUUAUUACUUGAAAUGUAUAUCGCCUUUACAGAGAAUACAUACAUGAAUAAAUUUCUUAUCUCACAUCUUCCCUGUUAUCUAUUUAGCAGAUAUUUCCCAUCUUAACAGUUAAGGGCCUACUAGCUCAAAUAGUGGAAGCUUUAAAUAGCAAAGCUAAGUUAUAAAGGCAGAGCAAUUCAUGAAAAAUAACUUUUCUAAUGCUUACUUCUUUCACGUCUACUCAGUAAGUCCUCCUGAGGAGGCUAGAACUCCCCAUCCAGUUAAGACAGAUACACGUACAGCAUCUUCUAUGGACAACAAUACAAUUUAGCAUACUGUGAAUCUGAGAAUCUGAAUUAAUCCAUAAUGCCAAAAGUCAGAGUAUCUCAUGGGAAAAUGUUUCCUAUUCUGUGAAAUCACAUACCUUAAGUGAGAAGUAGCAUACAGGAGAGUCUGGUCCACAAAGUAAAGAUUAAGUAUUUAUUGGUACCAGUGUGCUUGGAAUUCAUACAACAAAAUUGAUUUUAGACAUAGUUUAGAUGUGGCUUCCUAUACUUGAGAGUCCUAAAUCCACUUGGUUAGAGUCUGGAUGUAUGUUUUUUAAAAGCCUGCACUUUUCAUCACAGAGAUCAAAAAGAGGGGGACAGAAUUAACUGUACUAAGUGCUUUAGUGGCAUAAUGGCAGUUAGUCCUCAAAAUAAUCCUCUGACGUAGUAACAGUAGAACUAAAACUAGCUGAGAUUUUGAAUGCUUACUGUGUGCCAGGCGCAGGUCCGUGUGCUUCAUAUUGUUAACUCAUGUAAUACUGGUGCCGGUCUCAAUAGGAUGGACACUUAUUACCCUCGCUUUAGAGAGGAAGAAACUGAGGCACAGAGAGGUUGACCCAGGCAGUCUAACACUGGAGUUAACACUCUAAUAGACUAUGUUGCCUUUAAGAGGUGUCAUUAUACCACAAUUUAUAGAUGAAGAAACUGACGAACACAAGGUUACACAGUGGAUAAAUUGCAAAACCGAUAUUUACCAGGCUUGAUUCCAAAGCCCAGACUGUCUCCACCACAUCAUAUUGACUCUGUUUACUUACAAAGAGUUGAGGUGAACUGGAAUAAAUAAUAGCCAGUAACAGUACUACUUUUAGUGAAUUUUCAAGAAAGCAUGAUUGGAAGAUUGCUUCAAAAGAUAAUGCAGUUGGUCUCUGAACAGAUGCUGAUGGUGAAUAUUUUUGGAGAUAUUGCCCGUUUGAUAGGAAUCACCCAUUUGAUAGGUCUGGUUGUGAAUCAGUUCAAGUUACUACCAAGGGAGAAAUUGGAAGGUAGCAUUUCCACUGCCUAGCUUUGUAACAAACUAAACUAUAGUGACUUAAAACAACAAUUUUAUAGAUCUUGUGAUGUUGUGAAUCAGAAAUUCAGGAAAGGCUCACCCAGGCAAUUCUCUUUCUCCCUGUGGCGAUGACUCUGGUCACCUGGUGGUGUUCAGCAGGUAGUUGGACUGGCCUGGAGUUUCCAAGAUGAUCUCAUUCGCAUGUCUGACACUUUGGCAGGGAGGGCAGUAGUCUGGGCUCGAGGGCCUCCUCUCCCUCCCUGGAGUCUCAGGGACUUUCCAUGUGGUCUCUCCAUCAGGGCGGUCACACUUAUUAAAUGGCAGCUCAGGCCUGUAAGAGCCUGGGCAGAAAGUGCCACUCCUCCCUAGGCCAGGCCCAGAGCUGCCCGCAGAGUCACCACCAUACAUUGGUCAGCGAAGUCACUGGUCAGCCUGGAUUCAAGGGAAGAGCACAUACCACCUGAUGGCACAUGUGUCUGUCAAGGAUUUGGGGCCACUUCAGUCUUUCAUAGGUGGCCUUGGGUUUUUGAUUUGUCUUGAAUUUUCUGCGUUCGUUCAUUUGGGCUAGUUGUCCAUGCCGUAGAAACCACUUAUUUCGUCUGCCACGGGUCAGUAAAGGAGCUAGAGGGAGAAUAAGACAAAUACCUAAGCACAGGUUUCAUUAGCUACCCACCCACCAAGUUUCAUUGAUCUUACAGCAAAAUGUCCAUGUUGUUUUUCUUUUGUUCCAAGUUCCAAGUUGUGAGCAUUUGUUAGUUUGUUGUUUUUUUCUGUGAAGCUGCAGUAACUGUACAUACUGAGCCAGAAGUACUCCAGAAAGAGUAAAAAGCUUACUGUUAGAGAAAGAAGCUUGUUUGUUAGAGAUGUCAGCUGUAUUUACGUUUAUAAAUAGGCACAAACUCCCAUGGUAUGGAAAAUUCGUAUGGCUACUAAAUCUCUUUCGCCAGGAGUUUGUAUGGAGUGGCUACAUGGUCACAUUCUUGAGAUCAUUUCAAGUUCUGCCUACCCACCCUAGGCCUCUCUUUACUGCCACCACACCACCUCGGGCACAGGUUUGUGCUAGAAGAUGAAUAAGUAAGUGCAUCCCAUUUUUAUUACCUUUCUUAGGAGAAAAUUCACUGCCCAAUUUUUUAUGUUGUUGAUCCUUUAAAAUCAAGAGUUGCCAUCAACCUCUCAUCUAAGAUAACAGAUCAUUGAACUGUUAGGAUUUUUGUCAGAUUUAGGGUGCUUUAUUUAAACUCUUGCUGGCUUACACUCAUUAGACUAUUGCCGUGACAGAAGAAAUAUGGGCAGAGAAUAAAUCCUGCUCUGAAAAUGAUCAUCCCCAAACCAAGCUUUCUAAGAGAAGAAAGAUUUGGGAUUGUCCAUCCAUUCCAAGUGCAGUGGACUCCUGGAGGAUUAGCUGCGAGGGCUUCUUGCUAGUUAUCCCGAAGUAUCAUAAAAAGGUCUCUUCCUAGGUCAGGCCUCAGGAAUUGCAAAUACAGGAAAAGGUACUCAGGGCUGAAGACUUAAUUUAGGGCUUUACAAAAUGCUUGGAAGAGAAAGAAAAAAUGUUGGCAUUUGUAGUUGGAGAACCAGGGACAAAACGUUCGAGGCGUUUAGGCAUCAAGACUAGAUUUUACCAUGUAAGGACUGGGGCAGAUUUCAGUGAAUAAAAAUCAAUGAGCCUUCACGUUUUCUUUUUUGAUCCCCAUUUCCACUCUGAUGUACGUCAAAGUCUGCUUUGGGUGUCAGAGAAGUCUUUGAAAAUAUAUUCCCAGGGAAUGAAAUAUCUCAUGAUGAUCUGCAGAGAAGUUUCUCGUUCUAUAUUUUAUGGCUCUUUGGGCCCUCCUCCAGAUUCUCUGUCACUCUUAAGUCAUCUGGUGGUGGCACAAAAAUUUAGCGCCGCGGUCUGGAUUUGCGGAAGAGAACAAAGUCAGAAGAAGGGGAACCUGGAGACUGCCAGCAUAUUCUUUGUUGUCUGCGUUGCAGGUCAAACCAUUUCGAGCCAGUCACAACAACCCAUUGGGAGUAGAAAUUCCUUAGGGUUCUGAUUUCUGCUCUCUGCUAUAUCUUUAAAGCAGGCGUUUGUGACGUACUUGAAGAUGAUCUACUGAGUUUCCUACAAAGGAAUAGAAUCCUAACUGUAGUGGUUCUCCAAGAACUACUGCAAAAGCCCAGAAAUACGACACAGGGAACAAAACGUAAAAUGUGUUUCCUCUGGAAGCCAAGAUGCGCAAGCAGAGGUCACUAAGAGUGUGACUGAAACCUACGUCUAGCAUAGCUAUCGUCUGAUAGCAGAGAGAUUUAGAAUUUAUAUGCUAUUUCUAAUAUUUUUACAAAAAUGAUUUUAAAUCAUGUAACUUGAAGUUUUAAAAACAGCCUGUUUUCUUUUUGGAAAACUGGCCCAAUAAAAAUAACACUAAUAUAAUGCAAUUGUAUAUGCAUGUGCAUCGAACACAAAGUGGUAUACUAAAGAUAGUUCAUGCAAAUAACUUUUGUGGGAAGUUUGGCUAUUUUCGUAAUAUCUUUUUUCAUAAAUGUAUGUUUAUAAAUAUAUUUACUCAUCCACUAUGACCCUGGUAGCAUUAGAAGCAUUUGUUAGUUGUAUCAUUGAUUCUGAAAAUCACAUUCUUGGCACAGUAGGCUAUGAGAGCUCUUUGUCGCUUUGUAUUUUGGCUAAGGAAGUUAUUUCUUGCACUUUCUAUUUAUAAAGAUGUUAUAACACAUUGCACCCACUUAGUGUAGCUGUUGUUUAGAGACAAAAAAAGGUGUAGGUGUUAAAGUGAAACAUAUGUCUAAAAAGCCUGGCGAAACGAGGGACCUCGAAAGAACAAAGUUGGCUUGCAUCUACUAAGAAGAGCUGGGGUUGAAUAUCGAAUUUCGAUUGCAAGUAGCUGUUGGGGUGGGUGUGCAAGUUGUAAUUUUAUUGCGAGCUGCCAGCUACAUGUGUGUGAUUUUACGUGUGUAUGUGAGAAAAAGGUGUCUGGUGAAGGCAGAGAAGUCAAUGUAGGAUGUAGUCUACCUCCCAUUAAAGACUGAGCAUAUUCCAAUAUUGCCCUGGAGCCCUCUGGGCAGGAGGCUGGAUUCCUCAGCCACUGUCCACCUCAUUCUCUUCUGUACUCGCUUCAGCUACUCUACCUCUGAGCACUUGGCUGAAGAAAGAGUGUGCUUUUUGUAGCAAGCAAAGGAAAGCCGGACACAAAAUCUAGGGUUUGCAGUAUCACCGUCCCCCUUGUCAUGGGCAGAUGUUCAUGUUCAGCUUUGUUGCCCAAACCAAACAGUGUCUGAAUACUCUGAUUUAGUGCUUUUCUCUCCUGGCUUCUAUUUGGCAAGAACAGCCGGUGCACGUGGAAUCUUUCUGUUUUUUUAAGAAACGCACCAAACUCCUUUCAAUGAUGUAAACAUUUUUGUUUGAAUCCUGAGGGUGUGUGUGUGUGUGUGUGUGUGUGUGUGUGUGUGUGUGUGUGUGUUUAAUUGCCAUUGCAGCCCAUUACUGGGAACCUAGAUAAUUAACCCUAUUUUCCCGAUGGUGAGCCUUCUGCCAAUAUCUUGACAGAGAGGUUUGCAGGAGGUGGGUUUUGGAUGGCUUGUUUUGCUUUCAGUCACUCCAAAGAGAUAUUCCUAUUUUUAAUGCCUAUACUGUGGUACCGAUCACGAUGGCCUCCCUUGAAUGCUGUGGGUGUCAGGAAAUUCAGUUUCAGCAGUAAAUUGUCACUAGGCACACCGCCUGAUCUUUAAAUCCAGUCAUAACAUUCACCUGACUGUCCGGGGCGUGAGCACACUGAGCCGUGGCGGUUAGCCUACAUUUUGAACAUGUGUUACAGCCUAGGAAGGACCGUCGGCCCUUUAACAGCUAUCCCGGAAUGCUCGCCACCUUUUCACUCUACACUGGCUGGUUGUGAUGUCGACACAGGGAUUUUCAGGUUAAGAGUGAGAAGGAGAGAGUGAUCUGUUUUCAGAUUUUUGGAGGUUGGCCUCUGUGUUUAGGUACUUGCUGGUAAGUGUUUGCUUUCCUGGUGACUGGGUAGAGCAGGCGAUGAGAGGAUGCCGUGUGAAAUUGCAGAUGAUGAGCUGGGCAUUCCUCCUAGGUGACAACUGACCCAGUCACCUCUGCCCGAAAACAGCGGGAGUACCGAAGGGAGAGGAGACAGUAGAAUCACGUGAAUCUACUCACCACAGCCGUUGCUUUUCUUUCUUUUGUGUGUGUGCGCAGCACGUGUUUUUAUUAAGGCACAGGGUCAGGACCGCGGGCAGGAGAUUCUGCCCGGCUACUGUUACUCUAACUGUAGAAUAAUCGUCAGCCUGUAAGCCAUGCUCAUAUCCUAGACUCAGGAAUUAACUCCUGCUUAGGAAGAUUCUUCCCCCUGGCUUCUCUUUUGUUUGUGCCAAGUCUGUCCUAGGCCUGUCCCCAGCCAGCUCUUUUGCCGUAACACAUAAUUAAGUGCAGACUUACCUAAAUCCAUAAUUUACUGUUGACUGUGUGACCUGUUACAGCCAAAGUGAUUUAUUUAAAAGCAAAACAAAAAGGUGAACAAUGCCUAGGUAAUUUCUUUGGGGUGCGUGUUAAUUCUGCGAAUCUGAGAGGAGGCACGGAGUCUGACCUUUCUUCCCUCUGGCUUGAGUGAUCACCGGCCUGCAUGCUUUUUAUUACAGAGCCAGCUGACCCAAACUAGUAGUUCCCCACCUUGGCAGCACUUUGGGCUUACCUGGGGCAUCUAAAAAAUUACUGAGUUUAAUCAGUCUGCUGUGCAACGUGGGCUUUAAAAGCUCCCCGGAUGAUUCUAAUGGGCAGCCAAGGUUGAGAAUCAUUGGCCAGGUAAUCUUGAGUGGCCUCCGGCAGGAUAACCUCAGUCUGGUUCUUUUUUGUCAUAAGAUACCUUUACUGAUAUCCCACGCAUGGCUCUGAGUUUAAAGUGGGCCAACGCUCAGGUGGUAAAAUGGAUCAUCCAUUUGUCCUCAGAGUAAUUCUGGAGAGAGAUUUUGCCAUCCAUCCAGUUUUGUCUCUUUACCAAAAACAAAGUAUGCAGAAGUAAGCAAAACGAUUUCAAACUCUGGUCUCUAGAAUCCUCUUUUCUUUGCAUAUGUGAUUUGAGUGGAGAUUUCUCAACUCUGAUAGCUAAAAUAGAGCACUUGAAUUUAUUGAAAGGGCCAAGCCCAACCUGCCUAGGAUGAUUUCUAGUUGUAAAAUAAACAGGUAGCAUUAUUAAAGUUAAUGGAAAAAGAGAAGGGUCCUUCCUGGGGGUGAUGGUGGUACAUUUGAUAAUUUGUCUCUUAGCCUAUCUUCUAAGUGGGAUUUCAGUGUAAAGUGACUUUCACUUUUCCUUGUUUUUUUUUUGUGAAUGAAAUGCACUAGCUAAGGCUUAAAUAUUUCUGAAUUUUAGAUGAAAUGUGAAAUGAGUCAUUUUAGCCUCUUUAUUCCAGGAUGUCAAGGACCUAACCCAGUAAUUCCCAAAUGAGGUUCCAUACUUUUCUUUGUUCCCACCCCAGGUAGUAAACAUGCCUGGCCAUGGCAACUUCACGCCUGGUAAUGGGAAGGGGAGAACUGUUUGAUUACCUUAAAAGUGAGACACUCUCCCUCCACCGCCCCCCCCCCCCCCAGUCCUCCUGCCACCGCGUUCAAAAUGACUAGCUACCAAGUGAUUUCUCAUUCGUGACAGAAAUUUGUGUUUAAGAGCACACAGAUAUAGUAGUCUCUCUUCUGAGAGAAUUCUGGGCACCAUAGAAAUUUUCAUUCAUAUAAUGCCUACAAUAAUUGAUAUUUUAAAUUUCAAAUAGGUGGUGUGUUCAAGAAGGAAAGACUGGAUAAGUGCAGAGGACUGAAUUAGCAUCAAGCUAUGACAUUUCAUUGAAAUAACACUGAGGCUCAGCUAUUUGCGUAGCAUGUAAAUGUUGCAGUGUCUUUCAGAGAAAAUGCCUCCUAUGCCUUAGAAAAUUUCUGAAGGCUUCCUGAUACGGGGUGGAACAGACAAACAGCAGCCUUUGGGACUUGCAUGCAUCCAGAGAGUAGCACAUUAGGGUUUGAUGGUGAAGAGCAUUGUGGAGUACUGUGAAACAUUGUUGAAAUUCAUGCAAAUCAUACUGCACUGGAUUUUAAGAUUUCUGCGGCGGGGGGGGGGGGGGGGGGGGUUAGAGGAGGAGGAUGGGGAAGUAAUGGUAAAAAAUAUAUAGAAAUUUGUUUUAUGUUUUAAGCAAGGAAUGAAACAAAUUCCCUAUCAGGAAUUCUCUAUGGACUAUGAAGUUCGGUCAAGUUCUCUGCCCUACUGGAUUGGCUUGCUGGUUCCUCUUCAACUUUUAAGGAGUCCUUUCUGAAACGGCUACACAAAUGCUAGUCUGACUACAGUUUCACCACUCGGCCCCAUCCCCCUACUCUCAACAAAAGAAAAACAUUCUCAAGCUAUGGGAAUGUGUUCUCAGUCCGUUAACUUCGUAUCUGCCCCGGUCUCUGUUCGCAGUUUUAGCCCACUGCAGGACUUUGUGAUCUAAUGGCGGGACUUAAGUCCAUCUGCCGAUUCAGUCAGGAGCCGAUGCCCUCUCCUCUAAGAAAUCUUAAAACCAGAACUCUCCAUUUUGGGCAUGUCAGCAUAAGUGAGUAAAGGGAGAAGUACACUUGGGAGAGCACUUAGAUUUCCCGACUCCUAGUAAUUCAGGGUGGGGCCCACUCAUGCUCUGCCCCUGCGAGGGGAAGAGAAGCUGAGCUUUCAAAGCUAGAAAGUCAAGGUGGCUGAAAUUUGGUUUCCUUCAGAUGGACAUGGUCUGAAAGAAAUCUGUCCACCUGUUCUCUAUGGUGCUUAUAUGGUGGGUGACAGCUGUCCCCCAUCUACCUGUCCCUGGCACUGUGCCUUCCCACUGGUCACUGUGAAAAGCAGAUCACACUGGACUCAGAGGCCAGAACCCAGGACCAUUUCCCUCUUCUCAUCUUGAGCCCAUCACUUCUUCAUACAGCUAAUAAUGUAGCAUUUACUUCUCUUUGGAAAACUCUGGGGUUUGCCCCCCAAGAAAUAGUAAAGUAUUUAAAGGAAAAUAGCCAGAAAAUAAGAUUUCUGGUGGUAGCUAUUAAAGAGACCAUAGGAGACUUUCACUUCCCCUCGACUGAUACUGAUAGCAAGGAUCCACAUGCCCCCUCUUCCGGAGUUUUUAAAGGCUACCGUAUUUGUAAGCAGCAAACUUAUGUAACAUUUUUUCACAACUUGCUAAUCAAAGAUUCAUAUUAAAACCGACAAUCAAUUUCUAACAUGUUGUUAUCCCUGAAAGGGAGUGAGGUAGGGUUUUAAAGUGUAAGAACCUACCAGUCUGUUUUUUCCCUUUGAGAAAACAAACAUUUGAGGUUUGUGUCUUUUCAUCUGAAGCUAUUACUCCAUUAAUAAAGAUGCCUCGGAAAAGUCAGUGGGCCAGGCUAGCUGUCUUCCACCUCUGAGAGCGCUGGACUGGGUCUGUGCAUCUUAUUUCCUUAGAAAAUAUCUGUUCUCAUUAUGACCUUAAUUAUAAAUACCUAUAUAUAGGAAUAGGAUUUUCCCCUCACCCCACCCUCUUUUAAUCAUUAUCACUUAAGUGUAAACCACACCUCCCCUCACCCCCCUCUCACUGAACAAAUGCACUUUAAUUCCUAAGGAGAGUGGCUGUUCCCGGCCCUGAAGCCAGAUUACUUCAGGAGGAGAGUUGAGGAGGGAGAACUCCUACCAGACCCUGUGAGACAACCAAAUUCCUUCAUGUAAACACAAAUCACACCCAUUCUUUCACUGUUCCCACCCCCUGCCACAGG